Stegostoma tigrinum is the source of this 2481-nucleotide messenger RNA. Its product is annotated as rab11 family-interacting protein 4-like. Bases 258 to 2153 code for a protein of 631 amino acids. Gene Ontology annotation, biological process: regulation of cytokinesis; endocytic recycling. The record is from RefSeq and is a predicted model, not a curated record. Gene Ontology annotation, cellular component: endocytic vesicle; midbody; cleavage furrow. Gene Ontology annotation, molecular function: calcium ion binding. The transcript has 15 exons. Lineage: Eukaryota; Metazoa; Chordata; Chondrichthyes; Orectolobiformes; Stegostomatidae.
GUGAGCAAGUGUGUGUGUGAGUGAGAGUGAGGGUGAGUGUGAGUGUGUGUGAGUGAGUGUGUGUGUGUGUGUGUGAGUGAGUGUGUGUGAGUGAGUGUGAGUGAGUGUGAGUGCGUGUGUGAGCAAGUGAGUGUGAGUGAGUGUGUGUUGGGGACAGUGCUGGAUGAUGCCUGGGAAGGUGAUGUCAUUGCCUCUGGUCCUGAUGGUGCUGUGAGCUGCGGUGAGCUCCAGCGGCUGCUCGUGUUCCCGCGGCCGGGAUGGAUGGAGAUGGAGACGGACAGUGCGAGCAGGAAUCGCUCGCUCAGGCCGUGCACAAACUGCGGGAGGUUUUUGAUGCAGUGGCGGCGGACAGCCCGGGGUUUAUCCGGGUGGAGGAUUUCAUCCACGUCGGGCUCCAAUUCAUGGACGGGGAGGAGCUGCAGAAAGUUGCCAAAUGCCUGGACCCACAGAACCUGGGGAGGAUCAGCUUCCAGGAAUUCUGUCAGGGAAUCUUCGCCAUCAAAGGUUGUGAUGAUCAAUUUGGAAGUAUCGUGUGUCUGGAGAAUCCUCACUAUGAAGCAGUAUAUGAAGAUUAUUACUGUCGCCAGGGCGUUCCUGGUACAGACAGUGGAUUUCUCGAUUGUGAAUCAGCCGAAAGUGAGGGAGAACUUUACCCUGACGAUGAUACCAUGACGCUGGCCCAGCAGAACAUUGACCAUGAAUCGGACAUGGACAGGGCCAUUGAGAGUACCCAGAACCCACAUGCACCAGGCAUGACCAAUCAACAGGAGAAGAACAAUCACAUGGUGGGUUUGUUCCUACCUGGCACCAAACAAGACAAUGCUCACUCACUGUUAGCUUUGUCCGAGCCUUCCCCCGGCUCACUCCUCAGUAAUGAGGAGCAGUACGAAGAUUAUGGAGAAGCUGAUGAUACUGACUUCAUUCCCCGGAGCCCGUGCCUGGAUGAUGAGGGCACAGCCAAUGCUUUCUCUGACUUGGGUUCCUCGGUUUCCUCCAGUGCCGGCCAAACCCCACGGAAGAUGAGAAAUGUGUUUGGCAGCGAGCUCCUCGAUGUCUAUUGUUCCCAGUGCUCAAAGAAGAUUAAUUUACUCAAUGACCUUGAGGCGCGCCUCAAAAGGCUCAAAGCAAACAGCCCGAACAGAAAGAUCUCAUCUACAGCCUUUGGAAGGCAGUUGUUGUACAGCAGUGACCAUAGCAGUGUCAACGGCAGCACUGAGGAUCUGUUCUGGGACAGCAUUGACUCCUGUGACAACAACAUCACGGAGAAGGUGAAUUAUUUGGAGAAGAAGGUCUCAGAGCUGGAGAAUGACUGCCUGGUGAGCGGUGACCAGAAGAGCAAACUCAAACAGGAAAACACUCAACUUGUGCACAGAGUCCAUGCAAUGGAGGAGCAGCUGAGAGACCAGGAGAGCCGGGCAGAGCAACUGUUCCAGGAGGAGCUGAGGAAACACCAGGAGCUGCUCAGUAAACUGGAAAGAGAGAAGAAUGCAGAGAUUGAGAUGCUGGCAAACAGGGCUCAGCAGCUGGAGGAGGAAUCCAAACAGCUUAAAACCACAGCCACUCGCUUAAAGAGUCAGACAGAGAAACUGGAUGAGGAACAUCAGCGAAUCACAUACAAACUGGAGGACACCAGCCUGCGGCUGAAGGAUGAGAUGGACCUUUACAAAAAGCUGGUGGAGAAGAUGAGGAGGAACCGGCAGGAGUUUCAGAAAGAGCGGGAGGUGAUGCAGGAGCUGAUUGAGGAUUUGCGGAAGGAGCUGGAAUACCUGCAGUUGUAUAAGUUGGAGGUGGAGAAGCCAGGAUGGAGCCGGGGCCCAGCCUGCACCGCGUUUGAGCUGACCUUCCGUAAUAAGGAGCUGGAGCUUGAGUAUGAGGCCAAACACCUGAAACAGGAGAACCUGCGCUUACGAGAGCAGAACGAGGAUUUAAACGGACAGAUCCUCAGCCUGAGUCUGUACGAAGCGAAGAAUCUGUUUGCAGCUCAGACCAAGGCUCAGUCAUUGGCAGCAGAAAUCGACACUGCCACCCGAGAUCAGCUAAUGGAGGCUGUUCAGGAGCAGGAGGAGAUUAAUUUGCGAUUGAGGCAGUACAUGGAUAAAAUAAUUCUGGCGAUUCUGGAUCACAAUCCCUCCAUCCUGGAGAUUAAGAAGUAGAGGCCGCGGGACACACUGCCGGGAACGUGGGCCCGUCGCUGAGUGAUGGUGGACUGAUAUCUUGACAUUAAUAUUCAUUUCCUGGCUACAUGUGAAUUUAAACUGAUAUCUGCUGUGCUGGAGGUUUAUUUCUGCACUUUUCAAUCCUGUGAAAAUAAUGAGUUUGAUCGGGAAGAUGUUGACAGUUUUGAUGCGUGACCAUCUCCACGAGAGUGACUGAUUUGAGUGGCAGUGUGUAAGCAGGAGGAAAGCCCUAGUGCCUGGUGAACAGGGCGGUUUCUGACUGACUGGAAGCACCUUUCUCUGCAGUGGGAUUGUUAAAGCAGUC